AUGUCUCUAUCAAUCGAGCAUAUUGAUGCUUUUCUCCCUAUAACAGCGUUGAAGACGUUUGUAUUGGGUGAUAGACGAUUCAUCUUUCAAAGCCAAGGCACACUCUUCCGGGUGGUUGAUGAAUCCAGCGGUGUUGUCAAUGCCCAAGUCCAGAUAUUCAAAAGAAACAAUAUCCAUGGUUUCAUUACUUUGAAUCAACGACCACUGGAUCAUGAUUCAAGCCAUGUCCAAAUAAUCGUCUGGGGUGGUCGUUCAGUGCGAGCGGUCAACUUCUUCCUGGUCUCUGACAAUGAAGUCACGUUGUCAACCUCUAGUGCUGAGUUCACUGCUCCAGAUUGGAUCAUGAGUGGGUGCGCAGCUGCUCCAGGUGGCCAUUACGGGGCAUUUUUGAUCACCUCGAACAAUGCACUCCUGAGCCUCGAAGUGCUUGACAGUGAGAUUCCCGGGAUAGAUACCAUAUCCAUUUAUCAGCUGGCCACAAGUGUAAAGUCUAUCCUUUACUCCGCCGAUGUGAUUGCGCUGUCUUCCUCCCAUGUCCUCAUUGCCGCUGGUACCGUCUUCGGAGAAAUUAUCGUGUGGUCUUGUUUCUUGAAUAAAAAUGGAUCACACAAAGCUAAUGCAGUCGGCUCCAUUCACCAUUUCUUCACGGGGCAUGACGGAUCAAUAUUCGGUGUCCGCAUCUCUCCCCAGAUCCCUUCUUUGAAUGGAGGCCAGUCUGGUAGGAUUUUGGCCAGCUGCAGUGACGAUAGAACUGUCAGAAUUUGGGAUAUAUCAGAUUGUGAGCACAAAACAGCCCAAGAUCCCUCUGCAUACUCCACAGACGGAUUUGAAUUGCGAAGCACAGGCUUUGGUCCUGUUGAGGCAGGCGAGGAGAGCGUUGGUUCUGAGUCAUGUGUGGUCCAGGCAUUUGCUCACACGGCUCGCAUUUGGGGUGUCUAUUUCAGGGCCAUAAAAAAUAAUGACCAAACUCAUAUGGGGUUGGUUUCUCGUGGAGAGGACUGCACCUGCGUUUUGUGGGACCUAAGCUGGCACUCCUCAUCCGCCGGGACGACUGAAUAUCAGCUCAGUCAGACUUCUUCAAUACAAACACAUAUUGGAAAGCACAUUUGGUCUCUGGAUCUUUGCAGAAUUGGCUCUGAGACCGUGGUUUACACCGGAGGUGCCGAUGGUGCAUUGAAAAGUUUCCCCAUCAAAGAAAAUGACGGUGAACAUCUGGGCAAUGGCCCUGGUGCUUCUUUCCAGCAAUCACCUACCUUGCAAGUAAAGGCGAAGAAGCAGGACCCGACAGCUGACGGAUCGAAAGCCUUUGCAUUUGUCGCCCAAGACUGCCUUCUUCGUACCUCUACACAAGGUCGGAUCCAGCUUGGGUAUCCCAAUCAAACAGAGGAGACUGCCAUUAAUUGGGAGACACUAUGCGAAACACCUGACCUUGCUUCUUUUGGCGUGAUCACUGCUUUGCCCCAGAUGGGUUUAGCAUUGAUCGGUAAUUCCCGAGGAUUCAUUCGACUCUAUAAUCACGCGACGAAAUCUGUCACCAGCAUCACAGACGUUGGCAACAGACCCCUUGGAUUAUUCUUCCUUCAGACUCACUCUUCCAAGAUGGAUACCGCGAAUUCUUCCAAAAAAAUCACCUUCCUUGUCUGUUAUCCUACCGGAGAAGAAAUAACACUCGUCUCCGUCUCCGACUGGAACAGCGAUCAUCCCAAUGCUGAAAUAGCCACCUUUAACCUACCAUCCUCAUUUGUGGUUUGCAGUGCGUCUUUCAUCUUCGAUGGCCAAUACUUGAUUAUAGGAUCAAAAUUCGGCGCUCUUGCUAUAUACAACACCUCCAAGGCUGAGCCCUUAAUGGUCAACCGACGUGUUCAUGGCCGAGAAUUUGUCAAUCAUAUUAGCGUCGUGACAUCUGCUACUACGAGUGAUACCACAAAAUCGGACUUUGUAUUAACCUGUGGGCGAGACGGAACUUACUGUCUCCACGAAUUGCAGCUUUGUGGGAACGGAACAGAUGCUGUGUCGAUACAGACAGUGCACCGUACAGCAUCUAUGACCGGUGGGAACAUCGAAGGCGCCUAUUUCGAUAACGCGACCGGCGAUUUCAUGUUGUACGGAUUCAGAUCUCAAAAUUUCGUCCUGCGCAACGAGUCGAAGUUGACGGAUAUCGUAUCCAUUGCUUCAGGCGGCUUUCGCCGAGGCUGGGACUUCAUCCCAGGAGACAAAAAUUACAAUGCUUUGUUCACGUGGAAAGACGGAGAUUCUUUAAUGACUACUCGCGUACGAGCUGGUGCUAGUACUUUGCUUCGAGCUGGAGGUCACGGACGGGAAAUCAAAGCGAUGGAUGUUUUUAAUCCUACCGGUGGAGAUCGGCCUCUUUUUGCGACUGGUGGAGAGGACACUACUGUUCGUCUUUUCACACCGACCUCCUCAUUGUCUGCUAGUCCGUGGGGUAGCUUUGAGUGUCUGCGCGUCUUGGAUACGCACAAGUCUGGGAUUCAGCAAGUUACCUGGUCGAAGGAUGGAAGAUAUAUAUUCACCAGUGCUGCAUACGAAGAGUUUUUCGUGUGGAGAGUCCGCACCAUUCCCAUAUUCGGCAUUGCUACGAAAUUGAUGGCUGCCAGUCCGAAGGACGACGAAAAUUCAGAUCUCCGGAUACCUAGUUUCGAUUUGCUGGAAGUAGAGGAAGUUGACGGAGAGCUGGGUUUCCUCCUGUGCCUUGCUCUUUCCAACUCCGUUUUCAAGAUCUUCCACCUUUCACCAUCUAAUGGAGGUCAAUUCACUCUCCUGGCUCGUGGAAAAUACAUGACCAACUGUUUGACCCAAGCCCACUUUUUGGUCACGAGCUCUUCCGUGAGCCUUAUCACCGCAGCGACUGAUGGCUACUUCACACUCUGGGAUCUAACACGCACACUUGAACCAUUUUAUACAAUCACACAAUCCACCUUGAGGGCCAAGCACCCCUUUGAUGGCUCUUCCAGUUCACCAGAAAACAUCACAUGCGAAAGUCGAUAUCAGAUUCAUUCCAACAGCAUCAAGGGGAUGGAACUAGUUCCUAUCUCAGACACAGCCACUGUUGUUGUGGCUGGAGGUGAUGAUAACUCUCUCUCCGUGUCCCUCCUACGGACAAACCCAUCUGAAACCGGCACAAAUGCACAGGUAGCUACGGUUUCUAUCCCCGAUGCUCACGCUGCGGCAGUUACCACGGUCAAAGUACUCAAUCAGCAAACCUCUCGUGACGUUACGUCAAAUACAGAAUCCAUUAAAAUCACCGUGGCAUCCUCUGGCAACGACCACCGAGUCAAAAUCUGGUCAAUCGCUGUGGACCCUACACAGCCUGGCACGCAGGGCAUUAUCGUGGGAUUUCUACUGGAUACAUACAGCUCCGUGGCUGAUAUAUCAAUACUGGGGCUUGUCCAUGGGCCCGGAAAUGGCCUCCCCGCAGAGGGUCAAGUGCCUGGCCCGGAGAGAAACCAGUCGCGAUUGGUUGUAUGCGGUGUGGGCAUGGAGAUGUUUGCUGCCGAAUCGGAUCGAGCCUUAUCUGCAUGA
Penicillium samsonianum is the source of this 3540-nucleotide messenger RNA. Its product is annotated as tRNA (34-2'-O)-methyltransferase regulator RTT10. Gene Ontology annotation, cellular component: cytoplasm. Gene Ontology annotation, biological process: tRNA methylation. The transcript has 3 exons. Gene Ontology annotation, molecular function: protein binding. Lineage: Eukaryota; Fungi; Ascomycota; Eurotiomycetes; Eurotiales; Aspergillaceae. Bases 1 to 3540 code for a protein of 1179 amino acids. The record is from RefSeq and is a predicted model, not a curated record.